AUGGAACAAGGUACUGGCAGCAAAGAAACCAACUCAGGCUGUCCAUACUUCUUCAGGCCCAACACUAUCCAGCUGACGAAGAUGGAAUACGCCAUGAAGUCCCUCAGCCUUCUCUAUCCUAAGUCCCUCUCCAGGUACAUGGCAGUGAGCACUUCGGUGGUGACCCAGCAGCAGCUGUCAAAGCCCAGUGCAGAGGCCCCCAGGGCCCGGCCCUGUAGAGUAACCACUGCUGACCGGAGUGUGAGGAAGGGCAUCAUGGCGCACAGUCUUGAGGACCUCCAUGUCAAGGUCCGGGAUACCCUGAUGCUGGCGUACAAGCCUUUCUUCCUGGUGCUGGAGGAAGAUGGCACAACUGUAGAGACAGAAGGGUAUUUCCAAUCCCUGGCAGAUGACACCGUAUUCAUGGUCCUCCACAAGGGGCAGAAAUGGCAGCCCCCAUCAGAACAGAGCACUCAGUACCAGCUCACCCUCUCCCGUAAGCCUGCCAAGAUUGAUGUGGCCCGAGUAACCUUCGACCUAUACAAGAUGAACCCACAGGACUUCAUUGGCUGCCUGAACGUGAAGGCAACUCUCUAUGGCACAUACUCCCUCUCCUAUGAUCUGCACUGCUCCGGGGCCAAGCGCAUCAUGAAGGAAGCUCUCCGCUGGGCCCUCUUCAGCAUGCGGGCCACCGGCCAUCUGCUGCUCGGCACCUCCUGUUACCUGCAGCAGCUCCUGGAUGCCACAGAGCGGGGACAGCCCCCCAAGAGCAAAGCCGCAUCCCUCAUCCCAACCAGUCUGAAGGUGCUGCAGUGA
Messenger RNA from Budorcas taxicolor (takin), 795 nucleotides. RefSeq names its product cell death inducing DFFA like effector c (gene CIDEC). The transcript has 6 exons. Gene Ontology annotation, biological process: regulation of apoptotic process; apoptotic process. The coding region runs from base 1 to 795 and encodes 264 amino acids. The record is from RefSeq and is a predicted model, not a curated record. NCBI's taxonomy places the organism in Eukaryota, Metazoa, Chordata, Mammalia, Artiodactyla, Bovidae.